UGCUCUGUAUUCACUAAACGAUCUUUGUGUUAGCAAACAGCAUGACCUGCCUGUGUGUCCUAAUGACAGACAGUGAGCUGUAAAAUGCUGAAAAUAAGAUUAUUUAUAAGAUCAUUUUUUAAACUAACGAUACAUUGAACAAGGACUUCAUUGAAGAUGCCAGCUGGUGUGUCUUGGCCUCGAUACCUGAGGAUGGUUGGUGCCAGUAUGCUGGCCAUGUUUGCAGGAGCACAAGUGGUCCACCAGUACUACCUGCCUGAUCUGACGAUACCAGAAGUUCCACCAAAACCAGGAGAGCUUCAAACAGAACUGCUGGGCUACAAAGCCAGAGAGGAAGCUGCUGCCAUGUAUGAACAAGUGAAAGCAGAACAAAAAGUGGACUAAUGGAGGAUUAUUUAUCCUCACAGUGACAGACACAACCAAUGAGACUAUGUCUUUGUUUGUGAAGAACAACUAUCAUCCACGUUCCUGGGAGUUCAGUCGAAUGUGGGACAUCCGAUAGAUGUUUUCUGUUUGGUGUUUUCUUCUCAUCCAGCGAAGUGAAGUGGAAUAAAAUCCUACACUGUU
This is a messenger RNA of Notolabrus celidotus (New Zealand spotty), 567 nucleotides long. It is a transcript of the gene c6h12orf73, whose product is annotated as chromosome 6 C12orf73 homolog. The coding region runs from base 157 to 384 and encodes 75 amino acids. NCBI's taxonomy places the organism in Eukaryota, Metazoa, Chordata, Actinopteri, Labriformes, Labridae. Gene Ontology annotation, cellular component: mitochondrion. The record is from RefSeq and is a predicted model, not a curated record. The transcript has 3 exons. Gene Ontology annotation, biological process: mitochondrial respiratory chain complex III assembly.